This is a messenger RNA of Fonsecaea erecta, 471 nucleotides long. RefSeq lists its product as hypothetical. The transcript is spliced from 2 exons. The coding region runs from base 1 to 471 and encodes 156 amino acids. Lineage: Eukaryota; Fungi; Ascomycota; Eurotiomycetes; Chaetothyriales; Herpotrichiellaceae. The record is from RefSeq and is a predicted model, not a curated record.
AUGGAUGACCAGUAUCCUUCAUGCUGCCAGCAGUUCUUUGCAAAGUACUUUGAGGGACAAUCUCCGCCUGCAUGGGCUGUCGAAGCUCUCAAGAGAGGUAGUGACAAAAUUCUGGCAGAUGGUCCGAGACGGUGUGGUAUCAAGAUGAUGCACAUCCUCUCCUCCGUCUCGUGGAUUUCUCCCAUUGCCUAUCUGCUGCCAUUCGGGGAUGCAGAUGUAAAGAAGCACACUGCGAGUGUCGACGUAUCUCGAAAUAUCGAUACGACGAGAAAAGGCAGCGAGGAACGGAACCCGAAUGAUCUGUUCACGCAUCUCAUCCUUGGAGACAAGGAUGUGGUGUCCGGCUGUGCUCGAAUUCGGAUUAAUCAAGGCGUCGGCAGGAAACACCAUGUCGAGGAGAGAUAUGUAGUUGCCGAAGAAAGUGUGCCCGCGAAUGUCGUCUUCGCGGCUUUUGAUGAGGCCAGGACCUAA